This is a messenger RNA of Panicum virgatum (switchgrass), 792 nucleotides long. RefSeq lists its product as uncharacterized. The transcript is spliced from 2 exons. The coding region runs from base 1 to 792 and encodes 263 amino acids. Lineage: Eukaryota; Viridiplantae; Streptophyta; Magnoliopsida; Poales; Poaceae. The record is from RefSeq and is a predicted model, not a curated record.
AUGUAUGGGUAUGUUCCAGGCGCGGGCCAGCACAAGGCUUCAUUUUGGAAGGCCAUUGAACGGAACUACAAUGCCCAUAAAGGGCCCAUCUACCCUAUCCGCUCCCUUCGCAGCCUUGAGGGUCGCUGGUCUGAUAUUAAGGAACAAGCAAAUAAGUUUGAGAGCCACUACAACAAUGUCCUUAAUGAGAGGCGCAGUGGCUACAGCGAUAUGGACAAGAUCGCAGCAGCCAUUGAGUUGUACAAUAGUCUCGAAGAUAGGCCGUUCAGCACGAUCCACUGCUGGGAGAUGCUUCGCAACGAACCUAAGUGGAUGGACCUAAACAACCGUGGAAAGCUGGACCGAGGUCGGGUCCCCGAAGAUGUUAAUGCGCCCAUCGAUCUCACAGAAUCUGGAUGUGGGGAAGCCGGGAGCGAGAGUCAGAUUGGUACUUCCAAGAGGCCUCCGGGGAGGGACAUUUCGAGGUCAGGCAAACGGACUUGCUCCAGUGGGUCUCCUAGUGAUGCAGGGUCCGAGUUCUCUUCUAUGCUGUCUGCAAUGCACAUCCAGAAGAUGGACUUGAUCAGGACAUUUGACGGUUCUGUGGCAAGCAAAAUGGACCGGUUGGUUACCAUUCAGGAAGAGCACAUUGAGUUGAAGAAGAAAAAAGAUGCCCGGGAGCAGGAGUUACGGGACGAGCGCAUCAUGGCUAUUGACCUGACCACUUGCAAUCCCGGACAGCGUGUCCUGUACGAGGCAAUGCAGCGAGAGAUUUUACAGCGGUGGGGUGCACGCAACAAAGAUGCUCCGUAG